This is a messenger RNA of Anopheles darlingi, 1527 nucleotides long. RefSeq lists its product as uncharacterized. The transcript is spliced from 4 exons. The record is from RefSeq and is a predicted model, not a curated record. Lineage: Eukaryota; Metazoa; Arthropoda; Insecta; Diptera; Culicidae. The coding region runs from base 47 to 1396 and encodes 449 amino acids. Gene Ontology annotation, molecular function: RNA binding. Gene Ontology annotation, cellular component: ribonucleoprotein complex.
UUUGUGGUUCGCUUCAAAUUGUAGAAUUAAAAUAGUUAAGAAAAGUAUGACCUCUUCCGCAGUGGGCAGCGCUGGAGAACGAUCUGAAAAUGCUGCAGCGAGAAAACGACAAAAUCGACAAGCCGUGCUGGCGAUGCUGAAGAAAACGGAUAUCAAAAAUAAGGGUCUGAAGCGCUUUUUCUUUUUCACCUACGAGUCGCUAGAGCCGGCCGCUAUAAAACAGGAAAAUGUACGCAAAACCUACUACAUCAACGGUGAAAUGUGUGAAGGAGAUGAGAACUACCUGCGCCACAUGAAGAAAAGCUUGUUCGUGAGUAAUCUUCCUGGAGGGACGAAGAAGUCGGAAAUUUUCCAGCUCUUCCAACCGUACGGCACCGUGCUAGCUAUUACGCUGCGUACCCGAUCCGGGCGUACCAUCAUCGGCAGUAGCCACCAGCAGUCGCUACAGAACCCGUACGAUCCCGCUGGUCCUUGCUGCUGUUGUACGAUCGAGUUCGAUUCGGCCGAAAGCGCAGAAAACGCUUGCGAUGUCAAACCGGGCAACAGUGAAUACAUUGCCAAACCACUGAUCGAUCCCGCACGAUAUGGAACCGAACACUGCGUGUUUGUGGAGAAUAUUCCACCGAGCCGGACGCGUCAAGAUGUGUGGCAACACUUCAAAUCGUUCGGUCCAAUCCGUUCACUGCGGAUGGAGCUUCCGGAUGGGACGUUGCUGCUGAGUGACGCCGAGUACGGUCAGCUAUCGUCGGUCAACUGUCACGUACGAUUCCGCAGACGAGCGGAAGCCCUGGCCGUGACGAAAGCGCUCAAUCGUAGCUCGUUCAAGGAUCGCCCCAUUUCCGUCCAGAUGGCGUACCAGAAGUACUGCAAUCCCGAAGAGCUUUCGAACAAUGCACUGCGAAUUUUCUUCCAACCGUUCGGGGACGUUGUGGCUCUUGAUCAGAUUCCGCAUCAGCGGGCAGGCUACGUGUGUUUUAAACCGCCGCUCCCGGUGGAUAUCAUCAAGCGCAUCGGUCAGCAAGUGUUCCGACAGCGGCGCAUUUUGUGUGAAAAGCUAGACAUUCCAGGUGCAACCAAGGAUGGUAAGCUGAUCAAAAGCGGCAGUACCGGAAGCAAUGGCAAAAACAGAGCUUCAGCUACAACAGCAUCAGCAACAGCAGGGGGAGCAAGUGGUGGAUCAUCAACCAGUCGUGGCGGUUCUGGCAAUAGUAAAGCAUCGGUUGCCAAGAUUGCACGUAAAAUACCGCGAAAACCUCUACCGGUUGUAGGGCGGAAGCAGGUAGGCAAACCCAAACCAACACUGGCGGACACGACAAAAGGAGGUGACACAUCAAAGACCACAGCUCGGACGUCGGAAGGAGCGAAAGAGAACCGUGCUGCUCAUCAAACGCCCUAGGAAAAUGGAUAGUCAGCGAAGGACAUAUACUUUUCGCAAUCGCUCCUCAGCUUAUUUUAAUGUAGAAUAUAUUAAACAUAUUUUAUAAAAAGUACUGCCCCUUAAAGACGUACGCAACUCUGAGCGUGAAU